Carassius gibelio (silver crucian carp) is the source of this 1530-nucleotide messenger RNA. It is a transcript of the gene snx21, whose product is annotated as sorting nexin family member 21. The record is from RefSeq and is a predicted model, not a curated record. Gene Ontology annotation, cellular component: early endosome membrane. NCBI's taxonomy places the organism in Eukaryota, Metazoa, Chordata, Actinopteri, Cypriniformes, Cyprinidae. The coding region runs from base 181 to 1371 and encodes 396 amino acids. Gene Ontology annotation, molecular function: phosphatidylinositol phosphate binding; protein binding. The transcript is spliced from 4 exons. Gene Ontology annotation, biological process: protein transport.
UCUCCUGUCAGUCAGUUGUCCGCCCACUUCUAAGUAACUAAUGGUCAGAGAUAAACGUCCCGUCCUCGAUAAUACCGCGCCGUCUCUUUAUUUACACAUGAAAAUGAUAUAACCAGCAGCAUGAAGAGCUGAUCGUGUGUAGUUUAGAGGACUGUAACUCGGGGUUGGAGGAGAGCUGGGAUGGCCUCUAAACUGUUCGACAGACUUCGCCGUACGCUGUUUAAAGAAGGGGAGCUUCCUCUGGAGACGGACGGACACGGAGCAGACGACUUCCCGGAGAGCUCUGAGCUGGAGGACGAUACAGACUGUGUGUCAGCACGACUCCGAGGAACCCUGUGCUUCGAGGGUGAAGGGGUCCUGGACUCUGAGGACGCAGGAGACGCGUCGGGGCCAGACAGCGACUCCGACUUCUUUGGAGAGUCCAUAGAUAAUGCAUUUAGCAGCACAGAUACCAGCCCAAUAGGUCCUUCCCCAAAAACCUCAAACAUGAUCACCAGACAACUACAAGAAAACUGGCGGAGCUCAAGAACUCGUUGCAUUCCUGAAAAACUUAUCUUUGAGGUGACUGACGCCAGUGUUGUGCAUGAGACAAAUUCCAAGUAUGUGCUCUACACGAUUCACAUCAUCCAUUCUGGGACGUUUGACAAGACUCCCGCGGUCAUCACGCGGCGCUACACUGACUUCGAGCGUCUACACAGCCGCUUGCGCCGCCGUCACGGAGACGAGAUGGAUGGCGUGUUCUUCCCUCGCAAGAAGCUGCGCAAGAACUUUGCCGCCGAGACCAUUGCCAAGCGCAGCCGGGCGUUCGAGCAGUACCUGACCCACCUUCACUCCCUUCCUGACCUACGGAGCACACCUACGUUCCUAGAGUUCUUCUACCUGGGGGAUCUGCGCGCGGGCCAGAUGCUGAUGCGAGUGGGCCGCUACCAGGACGCCCUGGGCUCUCUCCUCAAUGCUCUGCGACUCCAGGAGAAGUUAGGAUGCCAUCAGCUCCUGCAGCACAACCAGCUCCAGCGGGUUCAUUGGUUCUUCACGCUCUCCGCCUUGGUCACCUGCUUUCAAGAGCUAGACCAGCUCGGUGAGGCUCAGGAACACUGCGACCGAGCCCUGCAGGACCUAGCGCCUUCCCAGGACGCUUUGCAGCAGCACCAGUUGCACCCUCUGCUCAUCCCGCUCCUCCAAUCCAACGUCAGGCUGUCCUGGAAGGUCUCGAAGGACAAGAGGCGCUGGGAGGCUCUUCUGCAGGAGAUCCAGGAGCAGGGGAUUGAUAUCGGGAAUCAGCCCAACCUAAAGGAGUGUCUGUUUAAAGAGAGUAUCGAGGACAGCGAGGGGCUGGUCAGGGCUAAGAACAAAAGUGAAGAUGUGCCAUAAGCAUUCAGGGAAUUUUUUUAUAGGAGUAUUAGAGGUUAUGAGGGAUGAUUUUGAUAGCAAUAUGUAUGAUAGCUUACUAAGGAAACCUGUGGAAUUAAUGCUAAUUUGUACAAUGCAUCACUUUUAAAUACACAUAUAUUUCAUGGGCACAUUUCAAUA